AUGAAAAUAGUAAAGGGAAACGCAGGUGCACUUACCAAUUUCGAAGUGCUUGACUUCCUAAACUCAAGAGGUGCAUCAAARGAUACUACAAGAGUUAUAGCUCCAAUUGCUAGAUCAGAAUACAAGGUCUAUGAUUAUUUGGUGGAGACUGCUGCUUGCACUCAAACACGAGAGUGCGUUAACAAAUUCGCCGAMAAGUGUAARGGUUUCAAAGUCGYGAAAGCUGAGAUUCUCAAUAUCAUCAAUCUUCGGCCAUCUUCUAUUGUYGAAUUAAUGCCGAUCAUAGAGAAGCCUGAUGAUCGGGAAAUCGACUCAGAUGGGAUACUAGAGCUAGUGCASGAGUUGCUACCGCCUCUUCCUACKUCYGAAAWCCCUAAAGAAGAUGACCAAGAGGAAACAGAGAACGGUGAACAAUCAUUGAAACUUUAUCAAAAUGUCAUCGUCUUUGUUGUCACCAUCUUCAUAUACAGAGUUAAAAGAUGCUUGGCAUCCAUCAACAACAGCGAACACAACGGAAUCAAGCUACUGGAUUUCGCCGGAAAAGGAGCGGGAACGGUGGCGGCGGCGACGGAGGAGGAGGAGAGAAAAAGUGGUCUGGAAAUGUAUAUGAAGAUGAGACUUGGAGACCUUGUCUACGUAAUAUUCAUCCAGCUUGGCUUCUUGCUUUUCGAGUUGUGCCUUCUUCGUUCUUCUUAUUAUGUUGAUCGUUAUUGGCCUUGUUGA
Messenger RNA from Arabis nemorensis, 723 nucleotides. NCBI's taxonomy places the organism in Eukaryota, Viridiplantae, Streptophyta, Magnoliopsida, Brassicales, Brassicaceae. The record is from the annotation of a GenBank genome assembly.